This is a messenger RNA of Ilex paraguariensis (yerba mate), 291 nucleotides long. Lineage: Eukaryota; Viridiplantae; Streptophyta; Magnoliopsida; Aquifoliales; Aquifoliaceae. The record is from the annotation of a GenBank genome assembly.
AUGAUGAGGGAAACGACUUUAAAUGGAGAAAGCAAUGUUCAUAUGGGUUGCAAGAAAGGGCAAAUCGCUGGAGGAGAGCUUCACGUCAAUUUGGGCGAAGGAUUAGGCAAAGGUAGGGCUUGGUUUGAAAGAAUGACAAGACAACUGACGAUUAGGGGUUAUGGAUUUGAGAUUGGAACAUGUAUCAACAUGGAGGAUGAUGAGUUUCAUGGGGCUCUUGAGUUUCCUUCAAAUGGUUUGAAGAUGAAGCCACAUGGAUGUUUAGCUCAUAGAAUAUUGAUUCAAUGGUAG